Molecule: messenger RNA, 1716 nt
Organism: Camellia sinensis
Lineage: Eukaryota; Viridiplantae; Streptophyta; Magnoliopsida; Ericales; Theaceae
Product: protein DOWNY MILDEW RESISTANCE 6
Source: RefSeq, a predicted model, not a curated record
UUCUUUAUCUGUCCAAACCAAACCCUAGUCUACUUACGAUCUGGAUCUCUACAAUCUUCUCUCUCUCUCUCUCUCUCUCGAAACAUCAAUACACAGACAUACCACUGAUGGCGAAGUGUUUGGGCCGUCGUCCACCAAGUCUACGGCGUUGGUAGCAUCGCUGGUGGACGGGAACGUGAAGCACCGCGAUCUGAGCCGGACCACCACGAUCAAACCACCAUGAUCUGAGCCGAGAACCACUGCAAUCUGAGCCGGACCACCGCGAUCUGAGCCGUGAUUUCUUGUUUUCUUCUUUCUCUUUCUAGCAGUCUGUUUGUCUGUCUCUCUCUGUCUUUCUCUCACUACACCAUUGUGGAAGGGUUUGUUGGUGGUGAUGGAGGUGACGGCCUACUGUAAGCCACCGGUGAAAUCCUCAGUGUGGCCUCACAUGGCCAUCACUCCUUAGCUAUGAAGCCCAAACCUUUCUUCAAUCUUCUCAUCAUCAGCAUCAUCAUCAUUUUAUUAUGGACACUGCAACUUUCAAGUUAGCAAAUGGCUACACUCCUUUGUCUCUCUCCUCCCCAAAUUUCAUACUCCCAGAGGACAAAAGACCAUUCCUAUCACAAGUACCAUCUUUGGAUUCAAUUCCCAUCAUCAACCUGAACGAAGAUCCAGAGUCUUUGAUCAAGAAAGUAUCGCAGGCUUGCGAAGAAUACGGGUUCUUUCAAGUCAUCAACCAUGGAGUUUCAGAGGAAUUGUGCACAAGAAUGAUGAAUGCUGUUUCUGAUUUCUUUGAUUUGCCACCCCAAGAAAGAGGAACUCUAUUCACAGAUGAUAAAACAAAACCAGUGAGGGUCUCUAACUACCAUAUUAAGGGGAAAGGAGAAGAGAAGGUGACUAUGUGGAGUGAAACCUUUGCUCACCCUUGGCAUCUUGUUGAUGACUUCACCCAUCUCUUACCUCAAAAUCCUCCUCAAUACAGAGGGGUCGUUGCUGAAUAUGCAAAGGAGAUUGGUGCAUUAAUGAGUAGGCUCUUGAGCUUGAUAUCAAAUGGCCUUGGACUAGAUAAGGAUUGCUUAGAGACAAGGAUAGGUGAGAAUCCAAGGUUAGUCACACAAGCAAAUUACUAUCCACCAUGUCCAGACCCUGAACUCACCUUGGGGCUGCCUGUUCACACUGAUCUCAAUGCGCUCACAAUCCUCAUGCAAUCGCAAGGGGUGAUUGGCCUCCACGUCAUCAAAGAUGGGAAAUGGGUAGCCGUCGAUCCUGUUCCAAAUGCAUUUGUCAUCAAUCUUGGGGAUCAGAUCCAGGUACUGAGUAAUGGAAGGUAUAAGAGCGUACAUCACAGGGCUGUGACCAAUAAGGAAUUGCCACGCAUAUCGAUAGCAAUGUUUUAUGGACCAAAUAAGGACACUAUGAUUGGUCCAAUUGAUGAUUUAGUUGAUGAGAAAGAACACCCUCCAUUGUAUCGUAGCUAUCUUUUUGCAGACUUUCUUGCAGAGUUCUACAAGCAAGAAGGGACUAGGAGGAUGGUCAAGGAAGUUUUCCAGUUGCAGCAUUGAGAAAUCUUAUUAGAGGAUUUAUAGAUUAAUCAAAUUUACCACUCGUGAGUCGUGCACUUUUUAUUAUAAUUUUAUUUUAAUAAUUUCAGUUUCAAUUAUGACAAUUGACUUUUGUGGUUUAAGGCUUUAUCUGGUUGUUUGGGUUUCUUGUGGCUUUUUUAUUAUUUUUAUGAAA